AUGUCUUUAACAAAUUGCCGAUUCUACGAGGAGAAGUACCCUGAGGUGGACAGCUAUGUCAUGGUCAAUGUCAAGCAGAUUGCCGAGAUGGGCGCAUACGUGAAGUUGUUGGAAUACGACAACAUCGACGGCAUGAUUCUGCUCUCCGAAUUGUCGCGCAGACGUAUUCGUAGUAUUCAGAAGUUGAUUCGCAUUGGCCGCAAUGAAGUUGUCAUUGUUCUGCGUGUUGACAAGGAGAAGGGUUACAUCGAUCUUUCUAAGCGUCGAGUCUCACCUGAGGACGUUGUGAAGUGUGAGGAGCGCUACAACAAGAGCAAGGCUGUGCACUCCAUUAUGCGUCACGUCGCCGAGGCCACCCAGACUCCCUUGGAGACCCUCUACCAGCAGAUCGCUUGGCCUUUGAAUCGGAAAUACGGACACUCUCACGACGCCUUCAAGAUCUCAAUCACUAACCCCGAUGUUUGGAACGAGAUCGAAUUCCCCAACGACGUUGUGAAGAAGGAGCUGCAGCAGUACAUCAGCAAGAAGCUGACUCCUCACCCUACCAAAGUCCGUGCCGACAUUGAGGUGACCUGCUUCGGCUACGAAGGAAUCGACGCUGUGAAGGAGGCCCUGCGCACCGCUGAGGCCAACAACACCCCUGAGAACCAGAUCAAGGUCAAGCUGGUCGCGCCUCCUCUCUACGUCCUGACCAACCAGUCCUUGGACAAGAACCAGGGUAUUCAGAUGCUGGAGGUCGCGAUUGAGAACAUUGCCGCCAAGAUCAAGGAAGCUGGUGGUAAUUGCACCGUGAAGAUGGCGCCCAAGGCUGUCACCGAGCAGGAUGAUGCCAUGCUGCAGGAGCUUAUGGACAAGCGCGAGCGGGAGAACAUGGAGGUCAGCGGCGACGAGAGCGCGUCUGAGAGCGACGAGGGUGUUCCCGCGGCGUAA
Molecule: messenger RNA, 930 nt
Organism: Penicillium diatomitis
Lineage: Eukaryota; Fungi; Ascomycota; Eurotiomycetes; Eurotiales; Aspergillaceae
Product: translation initiation factor eIF2 subunit alpha
Exons: 4
Coding region: 1-930 (309 amino acids)
Cellular component (GO): eukaryotic translation initiation factor 2 complex; eukaryotic translation initiation factor 2B complex; eukaryotic 48S preinitiation complex
Molecular function (GO): RNA binding; ribosome binding; translation initiation factor activity
Source: RefSeq, a predicted model, not a curated record